This is a messenger RNA of Centruroides sculpturatus (bark scorpion), 751 nucleotides long. RefSeq lists its product as uncharacterized. Bases 1 to 567 code for a protein of 188 amino acids. The record is from RefSeq and is a predicted model, not a curated record. NCBI's taxonomy places the organism in Eukaryota, Metazoa, Arthropoda, Arachnida, Scorpiones, Buthidae. The transcript has 3 exons. Gene Ontology annotation, cellular component: mitochondria-associated endoplasmic reticulum membrane contact site. Gene Ontology annotation, biological process: mitochondrial calcium ion homeostasis.
AUGACUGACUUUUUUAUUGCAAAGUUGCAAGAAGCAAUUAAUUCAGAAGCAGAAAAUCGAACGGAAUUAGCUCGGGAUGAGCACGAUGCAACAGAUUCUUCACAAAAAGCAAAAAUAGCAUUCUUAAUUGCAAAAUCUGAUGAAAGAACUCAGGCUUUAGCAGUUCUUAUGUUACAUUAUUUAUCUGGUUUGCAACAUUGUUUCGAUCAGGAAGAAGCAGCAAAUUUAAAUGUGAUAAAACCUGAAUUUGAAUCUACAAAUGUAAAUAAUAGUUCAGAUUCAUGUUCAACUAAUUUACCUUUUGUGAAUGUAUGUGAAGUUGAAAGUGAAGAAUUAUCUAUAGAUGAAACAUGUUUUAGUAUAGAAAAUGAUAGUAGUAAAGAAUGUAAACUUUUAACAGCUAAUGAAGUUGAUAAACAAGAUUUAGAUAAUAAAAUGGAUGCUGUUCAAGAAAAUGGAUGGAAUAAUGAAAAACAUGAUACAGUUAAAAAAUUUCCUAUUGAUACUGCAAAAGCUGUUUGCAAACGGGGACAUACUGAUAGCAUAUCUGAAGAAACUUCAAUUUAAUUUUCAAUAUGUACAAGAAAGCUUAAUACAAAUUGUUUCACAAUAUUUGUGGAAAUUUCUGAAUGCAUCUUCAUUACAUAAUACUGUUUUCCUUUAAACAUUAAUGAAUAUUAGUAUAGUAGCAUACUUAAUUUUAAGUAAUGAUUUUUGUAUUUAGAUAACAAAAAUUGCAUAUUGUAAUUUU